Molecule: messenger RNA, 276 nt
Organism: Pyricularia grisea
Lineage: Eukaryota; Fungi; Ascomycota; Sordariomycetes; Magnaporthales; Pyriculariaceae
Exons: 2
Coding region: 1-276 (91 amino acids)
Source: RefSeq, a predicted model, not a curated record
AUGACGGCAUCACCAUCAUCCUUUGCCAGUCGCAGCUCGGUACGGUCAUAUUUCGGCAAACAUACCCCACAACAAGGCGGCCAGUACUCCGUUCGAUUAUUUUACCUCGAAGCUCGCAAAACAGACUUCAAAGACGGACUCCACCAGCAGCCAUCACACCAGCUGAACCAUCUUCCCAUCCCAACGUAUGCGGGGUGGAGUACCGACAAGUUUCUUGCCAGGGCGGCCUUUUACUACCAGCAAACUCAGAAGGUUGGCUGUUUGGAUGACGCCUAA